AUGGGUACGGAGGUUCUACGGCCACAAGAUUGCUUUACCCACCGGAUCGGUGCUCCGCCGGCGGGAUUCUCCCGCCGGAGGGUUUACGUCAACAACGUCAAUGUUUACCGGGCUCACCGGAAACCGGUCACGCGACCCGAGCAGCGAAAACGGGUCGCUGAGAAAAAACUGAGUUCCGAUGACUCGAGGGUUUCGAGGAGCAGCGGGAUGGUGAUGGAGAAGGUGACGAUUCUCCGGAGGGGAGAGUCGCUCGAUUCGAAGCUGAAAUGCGAGGCCUUGAAGAAGGAGGGAGACGAUAUGGUUGUAGUUGGGACCCAGAGACUCGGACCCGACCCGGAUAUGGUUCCCAAGCAGAUCUGCAUCGUUGAUUUCUGGUCCGGGCACGAUGUUUACGCCGGAUCAGCGUUCGCGAUGUCGCCGUCGCCCAGCGCGCUUCCCUUGCCGUCGUUUUCGAAGAGGCAUGUGGCAGCGGCGGCGGCGGUGGCGGUUGACGACUCCGCCACGAGAGAUCUGAGGCGCUUGCUCCGGCUUGAAUGA
Messenger RNA from Sphenostylis stenocarpa, 537 nucleotides. The record is from the annotation of a GenBank genome assembly. Lineage: Eukaryota; Viridiplantae; Streptophyta; Magnoliopsida; Fabales; Fabaceae.